This is a messenger RNA of Striga asiatica, 2305 nucleotides long. The record is from the annotation of a GenBank genome assembly. NCBI's taxonomy places the organism in Eukaryota, Viridiplantae, Streptophyta, Magnoliopsida, Lamiales, Orobanchaceae.
GAUAUCUUGAAUCUUAGUUGCCUGUGCAACUGAUUCGGUUACGCUGCAAAACCGACCUUCAUAUAUAUCCAUUAAUUAAUUUAAUGGGAAGAAAAAAAGCAUAAUAAAAAGGGAAACAGGGGCCCAGCCCACAUAAUCAUCAGUCAGAAAACAGUCUCCGGAGCUCAUGCAGCUCAUCCUCAUGGCGAAAGCUGCAAAAAACCCAUGGCGCAUUCCUCUCGUUAACCCAUCACUUUUCACGCAGUUCCUCGCAACUUCUCCUUUCUCGUCCCCGAAUACGAAUGCCAGAAACCGGCCAUCGUCUUCUUCACACCUCACUCUUAUCCUCUUUCUCUCCGUCUUCAUCCUCUGCACAUUCUUCGCGAUUUACGCUUUCACUUUCUACCCGAUUUCUCAGCACUCCGUCCCUUGCUCGGCGUUUUCGCCUUCCUCAUCGUUGGCGUCUCUUUCAUUGAUUUUUAGUGAUUUGCCGAAACAGGAAGGGCCCAGCAGCGCCAUGGUGCCUCUGCCCACGCACGGGGUGCCCGUAAACCCUAAUCUUUCUCUUGUGGAAAGGGAUUUCUGGCGGCAGCCCGAUGACGAGGGUUAUCGGCCGUGCUUGGGUUUUGGGCUCGACUACCGGAAGGUAUCAGGUAAGAUUUCUAAGGAGAAGAGGAAAUUCCUGGUGGUAGUUGUUGACGGCGGGUUGAAUCAGCAGAGGAAUCAGAUUGCUGAUGCGGUUGUUCUGGCAAGGAUUCUGGAGGCGGCUUUGGUGGUGCCGGUUUUAGAGGUUCAUAGUGUUUGGGGAGAUGAGAGUGAGUUUUCAGAUAUAUUCGAUCUGGAACAUUUCAAAAGGACUUUGCAAUCUGACGUUCGAAUCGUGUCUUCCCUUCCUGCUACUCACUUGGUGACACAGCAGUCAAUCGUGAAUCAAAUGCCACCUCAGGUCUCGCCCACGUGGCUUCGUGCAAAGUUCCUUCACCAACUAAAUGAAGAAGGCCUUCUCAUAUUGAAAGGAAUAGAAUAUAGACUCUCCAGGAAUCUUCCCUCCGAUCUUCAGAAGCUCCGCUGCAAGGUAGCAUUUCAUGCUCUGAGAUUCACCUCCCCAAUUCAUGAACUCGGCAGUAAGAUUGCUCGAAGAAUGUGGAUCGAAGGCCCUUACAUAGCCAUACAUCUAAGGAUAGAGAAAGACGUGUGGGUCCAUUCUGGAUGUCUCACUGGCUUAGGACCUGAAUAUGACGAGAUCAUAACCAAAGAUCGGGAAUCUAAGCCUGGCUUUUUAACUGAUAGGGGCUUAGGAGCACCUAGAGAUGCCCGUAUAUAUUUGGCCGGAGGAAAACCAUUCGGCGGCAACCGAGCCCUAAAGCCGCUCGUGCAUGAGUUCCCGAAUAUAUUCACGAAGCAGAGUUUGGCAAGAGAGGGAGAGCUCACUCCAUACAUGAACAAACCUUCUAUUCUUGCUGCCAUUGACUACAUUGUGUCGUUGAGCAGUGAUGUUUUCGUACCUUCUCACGGCGGCAAUAUGGCCCGAGCUAUGAAGGGUCAUCGUGCAUAUGUGGGGCACAGAAAGUACAUAAAGCCGAACAAGAGAAUGAUGGUCCCUUUGCUGGAGAACGUGUCAAUAACGGAAGAAGAAUUUGGGAGGACUAUGAGGAGGCUGCAUAAAUACUCUCUGGGGCAGCCUGAGUUGAGGGGAGAGACGUUGGACAGAGAUGUGUUGGCUUACCCUGUGCCUGAGUGCAUGUGCAAGCAAUGAAAAUUCGAAACAUCAGUCGUGAGUAAAACUAGUGUAGCGUCUCGAGUUGACGAGGGCUUUGAGUUUUUACUGUCCAUAGAUUUGAGACAAUUCUUGUAGAGGAAAGGGGAUGUAUCAACUUUGUAAUGCCAGGAGAACAGUAAAUGAACUAACGAAAUACAGAACACAACCAACUGAGGUUCAUCUCUGGUUUGGCAGUUUGAAGAAUUAAGAAUUUCGAAACCAAUUGAUUGCAUGGAGUUCCAUUUUCAUGUGUCCAUUUUCUUGCUUGGUUGGUUCUAUGUCUACUUGGCGAUUGGAACCAACAACAGCCAAGAGUUCAAGAGUAAUAUAUAUGUAAAAGGUGAGAUUUGGACAAAGAUGACACCAGAGGAAAUAUAUACGGACUCCCAAAAACAUAAUUUUCAUCUUUUAGCUAAAAAAUACACAAUUUUGUAUGUACUAGUUAAUGACACGUGCUGUGCUACAUUUCAUUUUGCCAUUAAAUAUUUUUAGCAAGUAACACUUGGAUAUAAGUUAUUUUGAUUUUCAUUGGAUUUGUUUGUUUAUUUUUUCCAACGAUGAUGAAAG